AAUGGAUUAAUAAGAAUAAUCAUUAGGAUUACUUGGUGAACUUGAUUAUAGGUUGAUAUAAUAGAUAUCUAAAUACUUAUUGGCAAAGGAAGUAUUAAAUCUAAGUUUGACAAAUUCAUUUUUUAGAGACACUUUAAUGAAAUUCAAAAGAAUAGAAGUUUCUUCAGAAAAUAAAGUAGUUGUAAAGGAUGACAAUAUUUCGUUAUAUUUAGAAAUGGAUAUUUCUGAAAUAUAUGAUAAAAUUGAAGUUAUUAUGGCCAUUGUAGAGACUAAAGAUUAAGGCUGGGCUAGUGUAUAUAUAUGAUAUUCUAUAUAAUAUAAAUAGGCAUCAUAUUCUACAUCUUGGGUAACUUUGACUUUGUUUAAUAAUCCAGUAGAAUACCAAACACAUGGAGUAAUGCCAUAUGAAAAAAUAAUUUAUGAAAAUUUUAGAGAAAAAAAUUAUGCAGAAAGAAAAUUAACAAUUACAGAAACUAUAGCCAUGGAUAAUACUAAAAAAUAGUAAUAUGAGACACUUCUUGGACUUUGUAGGAAGGGGGAAUACAAAAAGUUAGGUAUAGUAUAAAAGUGUCAAUAUCCUGGGUGGGAAUGUUAUUUGAAAAGUGGGAAAAUCAUUGUAUGGUAUAGAGAGUGAU
Molecule: messenger RNA, 635 nt
Organism: Paramecium pentaurelia
Lineage: Eukaryota; Ciliophora; Oligohymenophorea; Peniculida; Parameciidae
Source: the annotation of a GenBank genome assembly